Messenger RNA from Triplophysa dalaica, 1316 nucleotides. Its product is annotated as protein NYNRIN-like. Gene Ontology annotation, molecular function: nucleic acid binding. Bases 1 to 1242 code for a protein of 413 amino acids. The record is from RefSeq and is a predicted model, not a curated record. NCBI's taxonomy places the organism in Eukaryota, Metazoa, Chordata, Actinopteri, Cypriniformes, Nemacheilidae. Gene Ontology annotation, biological process: DNA integration. The transcript has 2 exons.
AUGGACCUGGUAGGACCCCUGCCGAAGUCUGCCCGGGGACAUGAAUAUAUCUUGGUCGUUGUGGAUUACGCUACGAGGUAUCCGGAAGCUUUACCACUACGGAAGGCCACGGCUAAAGCAGUAGCCAAGGAACUCUUUAUGAUGUGCAGCCGCGUGGGUAUUCCCACGGAAAUUCUGACUGACCAGGGAACUCCGUUCAUGUCCCAGCUGACGGCAGACCUCUGCCACCUCUUCGAGGUGAAGGACGUCGGUAUACCUUCCUCAAAUGGAUGGACUUGUGGAACGGUUCAACCAAACCCUAAAGAGGAUGCUCCGCAGGGUGGUGGCAGAGAAUGGGCGCUCUUGGACGUCGCCCGGGACGCUUGGGACCAUCAACCAGCACCGCAUCGCAGCAUGGUGGAACACAUCCAACAGAUGAGAUCCCGGAUAGACAGAGUGAUGCCCUUGGUAAAGCAACACCUUGUCGAGGCCCAGCGCGCCCAGCAAAGGGGGUAUGACCGGCCUACCCAACCUAGGGAGUUCCAGCCAGGAGACCGGGUGUUAGUACUGACCCCAACCGCCACGUCCAAGUUCCUGGCAUCCUGGAAAGGACCCUACACGGUGGUGGAGAGGGUAGGACCAGUCAAUUAUAGCCUCCGUCAGCCGGGAUGCAGACGGGAGGUACAGCUGUACCACGUCAACCUCCUAAAGAGAUGGAUGGCAUCCCCAACGCAGAUGGCGGCGUUCGCGGAAACCGAAGCACCAGUCUUACAAAUGGGAGAACAUCUGUCCCCCGUCCAGAAACAAGACAUCCAGUACCUGGUCAGUCAGUUCAGAGACGUGUUCUCGGAAAAGCCCGGGCAGACUCGGAUAAUCCAGCACGAGAUCCGCACGCCACCGGGGGUUGUGGUGAGACAGCGUUCCUACCGGGUGCCAGAGACUCGUCGACUGGCUAUAGAAAAGGAGAUCAAACGGAUGAAACUGCUUGGAGUUAUAGAGCCCUCCCGUAGCCCGUGGUCUAGCCCCAUCGUGAUGGUUUCCAAACCAGAUGGCAUUCUCCGCUUCUGCAAUGACUUCCGUCGGGUCAACGAAGUAUCCACCUUCGACGGCUAUCCGAUGCCCCGGGUGGAUGAUUUACUGGACCGGCUAGGAAAAGCAAGAUACAUCACUACGCUGGAUCUCACAAAAGGGUACUGGCAGGUGCCCCUAGCUCCAGAAGCCCGGGAGAAGACGGCGUUUAGCACCCCCUCUGGACACUGGUAGUAUACAGUUCUGCCGUUCGGUCUACAUGGGGCACCUGCCACAUUCUAGAGGAUGAUGGACAUUUUGUUACGGCC